Messenger RNA from Anolis sagrei ordinatus, 1247 nucleotides. It is a transcript of the gene ICMT, whose product is annotated as isoprenylcysteine carboxyl methyltransferase. Gene Ontology annotation, molecular function: protein C-terminal S-isoprenylcysteine carboxyl O-methyltransferase activity. The record is from RefSeq and is a predicted model, not a curated record. NCBI's taxonomy places the organism in Eukaryota, Metazoa, Chordata, Lepidosauria, Squamata, Anolidae. Gene Ontology annotation, cellular component: endoplasmic reticulum; membrane. Gene Ontology annotation, biological process: C-terminal protein methylation.
UCUCGCGAGAGUGGCCUCCCGCCUGCCAUGGCGGCCGGAGGGAGGCGUGAGGCGCGGGUGAGCCUGUGGGCCUUCGCGCUGGGGGGCUCCGUGGCCGGCCUGCCGCUGCUGCUCUCGGCCUCUCCGCCCUCGCUCCUGGCCGGGCCGGGCCUCCAGGGAAGGGCCGCCUUGGCGCUCCACGUCGCCGGAGUCAACGCCGCGCUCCUCCUCGCCUGGGGACGCCAGCCCGGAGGAGCCUACCAGAUUGCCAUCCGGGCCUGUUUCCUGGGCUUCGCUUUUGGCUGCGGAUUGUUGCUUAGCUUCGGACAAUCGACUUGGAAGCAUUUUGGCUGGUACAUGUGCUCCUUGUCUCUCUUCCAUUAUUCGGAGUAUUUAGUGACGGCCGUCAACAACCCCAGAAGCUUGUCUUUGGACUCCUUUUUGCUCAACCACAGCUUCGAGUACAAUAUGGCGGCUAUUUCCUCCUGGGUCGAGUUUACGGUGGAAAAAUUCAUGUUCCCAGGCAUGAAGCAGUUGACCUGGCUGAGCUCGGCCGGCCUGCUGAUGGUAGUCUUUGGGGACCUGCUGCGGAAGGCGGCCAUGCUGACCGCCGGCUCCAACUUCAACCACAUCGUCCAGAACGAGAAGUCGGACACCCACCGGCUGGUGACCCGGGGCGUCUACGCAUGGUUCCGGCAUCCCUCCUACGUGGGGUGGUUCUACUGGAGCAUCGGCACCCAGAUCCUGCUGUGCAACCCGUUCUGCGCCGUGGGCUACACGCUAGUCUCGUGGCGCUUCUUCCGGGAGCGCAUCGAGGAGGAGGAGCUGACGCUGGUCCACUUCUUCGGGGAGGAGUACCUGGCGUACAAGCGGAGGGUGCCCUCGGGGCUCCCCUUCAUCCGGGGGGCCGCGACCGACUUCUGACUGCCCCAAGGGGGACCACAGAGGGCAUCUAGCCUGACCCUUUCCUGCAGAAAGACCUCCAACUCUGGUUUUUGCAUCACGAUGGGAGUCGCAGGACGUCGUCGGGACCGAUCCGGGUCUAUUUGGGCAAAAAAUGCAUGCAAAGAAAGGAAGGCAAUGCUGGGAAGACGGAGAGUCAUUUCCCCCCUCGGACAUAGCCUCAUGUACCGGCUUUUGAUGACUUGAAUGUCCUCGUAGGUUGCUUCGUUAUCCUAUGACUUGAAUCAUAUAUAUAUAUUUUCCCCCAAUAUGAGUUUUGAAUACCAAAUCCUUCCUAAUAAAUAUGUAUUAUUAAAUUUUGAUUA